Molecule: messenger RNA, 5425 nt
Organism: Cottoperca gobio
Lineage: Eukaryota; Metazoa; Chordata; Actinopteri; Perciformes; Bovichtidae
Gene: efnb2a
Product: ephrin-B2a
Exons: 5
Coding region: 733-1740 (335 amino acids)
Biological process (GO): ephrin receptor signaling pathway; axon guidance; blood vessel morphogenesis
Cellular component (GO): plasma membrane
Molecular function (GO): ephrin receptor binding
Source: RefSeq, a predicted model, not a curated record
GGAGCAGCGUUGAGGCAUCAUUCCUACGUUGUCUGCGGCCGUUUGGGACGGAUCUGCAGGAUUGAGCCGCUGCACUUUUUGGGGAACCUCUAGUAUGAGAACUUCCAUUACAGCUCCUUUGAUUUCUUUCAUUCUCAUAUUUGAUCAUUUUCUUUAUUUUGACCAUCCGACCUCAUUGUUUCGCCCUUCUCAUUUUUCUGCUGCUGUCACCCACAGUUUGUUGCCCACCACCACCAGCAGCAGCAGCAGCACCAUCUGAACGGGGUAUAUUUUACCAUUCCACCACCACUCAUCACUCUCCUUUUUUUCCUGCUGCUGCUCUGGAUGUUGGCGUGCACUGCUGGACUAUAACGCAGGGGGAUUUAUAUUUCUAUUGAUUUCCAUCUGCCGCCCGGCCCACAGCGGACACCACCACUUUUUCUCUCUGAGGGAUGUAUUACAGCGGGGUGAAGUCUGCGCUCUGAAAAGGGGAGAAUAUAAACCCACUGCCCGCUGAAUGAACUACUGCCGUGCGCCUUUGCAUUUUGGAGCAGGUCUCUCAUCUGGAGAUGCUCUAGUACAUCUGAUCGAGGUUUGUAAUCCGUGCGCAUCACCUCUGGAUCGGGAUAUAAAGUGAAGAAAUUGCCGUGGUCAGCCUUUUCUGGAGCGCUUGCGUCCUCUGAUUUGUUUUGUGGACAUAUUUGGUUAUUUUGAGAAGGAUUGUGCACCCACCCGGAGGCGCGCAGGCUAACCAUGGGGGACUCGAUGUGGAGAUAUUAUUUUGGAGUUUUGUUUAUUGCCUUCAAAGUGGACUUGUGCCGGGCGAUCAUCCUGGAGUCCAUCUACUGGAACACAACAAAUACCAAAUUCGUGCCAGGCCAAGGCGUGGUAUUGUACCCCCAGAUCGGGGAUAAGUUGGACAUUGUGUGCCCUCGUGUGGACAGCGCGGUGAGCGAUACCGUGGAGUAUUACAAGGUAUACAUGGUGCCUAGGGAGCAGCUGGAUAGCUGCACCAUCACCAAGGCCGACACGCCGCUCCUUAACUGCGUCAAGCCCGACCAAGAUGUCAAGUUCACCCUCAAGUUUCAGGAGUUCAGCCCCAAUCUAUGGGGCCUGGAGUUCUUCAGGGGGAAAGACUACUACAUCAUCUCUACAUCUAACGGGACCAUGGAUGGCAUCGACAACCAGGAGGGGGGAGUGUGCAAGACCAAGUCCAUGAAGAUAAUCAUGAAAGUGGGACAAAAUCCCUCUGACCCUAUUUCACCCAAAGACAGCCCCACCAGAGUACCAUACUCUCCCAAGCACUCAGAUGGCAAGGAGGCCUACAACCCCAACGAUGUGCUGGAGAAACCAGGUGUAGCACCCAGAGAAAGCAACGACAAUGACAACGGUGGAAAGUCCUCCACCGGCAUCGGCUCCGAUGUGGCCAUCUUCGUUGCCAUUACUUCGGGCAGCGUCAUUCUAAUCAUCAUCAUCAUCAUGUUGGUCCUGCUGCUGCUCAAGUACCGGCGGCGGCACCGCAAACACUCGCCGCAACAUGGGGCCACGCUGUCUCUAAGCACCCUGGCCACGCCUAAGCGAAGCGGAGGCGGCGGGAACAAUAACGGCUCGGAGCCCAGUGACAUCAUCAUCCCGCUCAGGACUGCUGACAGCGUCUUCUGCCCGCACUACGAGAAGGUCAGCGGCGACUACGGCCACCCAGUCUACAUAGUUCAGGAGAUGCCUCCGCAGAGCCCGGCCAACAUCUAUUACAAGGUCUGAGGUGGAACUUUUAAAAGCAACAGACGAACUGGAACAAUCCCGGGCAGAGCGGGUUUUUAGUUUUGGCUGGCUCCGCCGGCACGCCCGCAAUCACUCUCGCUCUUUCUCUCUCUGUCUCUCUCUGUCGACUCCUCCUCCUCGUCUCUGAUGUUUUGUCACUACUUUUUCUUUCUCAAAGUUUUGCUGAUACCUUGUCGCUCUGGUUUGGUCCCAGUUGUUGCACGUGGAGGGCCGGAGAGAAGGCUGCUACUGCUCUCUGGGGCUCUUUGGGAAAUAGAGAGGACGAUCUCUUUUUUCCCCAAUGCUGCUCCUUGUUUUGUUUUGUGCACUGCAGCCAACAUUUUGGUGGAACUGAGUGUUGUGGGAUCAGAAAGUUAAACAGAUGCACAGCGUGAUUUUUCUUUUUCUGGGAUAGGACGGAAGGACGGACGGAUGUAUGGAUGGGAAGGUUUUACUGGCAGGAAUUUUUGGCCUCACCUUAAGAGAGACUACUGCUUAGAAAAAGAGACACAAUACGAGUGAGAAGGAGAUUCAAAAGAUUGUAUGGGCUGACCAUGAACUCACAAAAUGGCUGCCCUCCCUUAAUGCUCACUAGCCAGAGAGACUCUGAGGAUUCAGCAGUCGGACAAGGAGAGAGAUUCUCACACCAAUCCUCUCUGGGAUUUUCCUGACUGACUCACGGAGAUCACCCAUUCACCCUGCCACCCACAUGCUCACCAUCACAUAUACACACAUUCACCCACACACACAGACACACUGUCUCACCAGUCAAUGUGAACUGUUUGGGUUUAAGUGGGGAUUGCACCAUUCUUUCCUCAUUUUCACAUAUAUUUUCAGCAAAUAACUUCUUUCAGAUGUUACUUGAAGGUUUUAAGGAAAAUAAAUUCCCUUUUUUUUGUACUGUCAACUUUUGCUGAUCUUGUUUUUGCUCGUAUCUGGUUUUCAUAUCCUGGUGUAGUUCAAAUGCAGAUAAGGAGAUUGCUUUUCUUCCUUUAGUGACAUGUCAUAUCGUAUGUGACGUUCAAACACAAGUGACCCAACAGUGUCUAGCAGUGGCGAGAGUGUGAAAUGAAGGAGUGAGGAUUCUUUUCAAUUUUGCGCCCUCUCGUGAGAGAAUAUGGCCCAUGUCAGGUCUGCCCAGGUGGCUCCUGGGAAGAGUGGAGGACUCUCAUAUACAUAGAGCAGCACAUUUAACUCUUUUCUGGUACCUCCAUUCUUCACAGCAGUCAGAGAGAGAAACAGUGAUAGCUAGAGAUGGGAGAGCAGCUGUAUCUCGUCAGAUUUAGUAGUGAGGGCUCGCCUCAUCUUCUCUAGAACCUGGGCUUUUCCUUUGGGAAAAUGUUAGGGGCAAUAAGAAAUCCAAUUCGCCUUACUGACGUGUAUUCCCAUCAGGUGAAGAAGAGGCCCGAGAUCUAGUUGAGGUUAGCAUAGCUGGCUGAAAUAGCUCUAGGUACUGUAAUGUUUACCCCUGGGGGUCCAAUGAUGAUUAAGGGUGCCCUAAGGGCCCAAAAUCAGUGUGACCGGUGCUCUCCUAUUCUUGUUUGAAAAAGCACAGGGACAUCUUAUUACAUUGUCACUGUUGUUUAAUCUCCAUUAGCAUUUCCAUAUUGUGAACUUUUGAUUUUCUUCUCUUUUUGAUUUUUGAUUUUUUUUUAAUAGAUGUACAUUUAAAAAAGGACAUUACAAAGAUGAAAAAAAUAAAAAUAAAAAGCAGAAUUUAUUUAUGAUAGACACAUAGAGCACAGGUGUUGUUAGGCAGUAUUGAGAAGAAGAAGAAGAAGAAGAAGAAGAAGAAGAAGAAGAAGAAGAAGAAGAAGAAGAAGAAGAAGAAGAAGAAGAAGAAGAAGAAGAAGAAGAAGUAAUGUUAAUAUAUUAUGGUAUAAGUGCACAUUAUGCAAUCUAGGUUUUUGAUUAUUUGAUAUCUCUCGACCCACUGAGUCCCGUAUUUUCAUUAACUCUCGUUCCUGGGAAAGAGGACGGGGGGAGGGCAGCCUGGGCCGCGGCCCGAUGGGAGCAGAGUUAUCUGACCUAAAAUAGCUCACAUUGGUGUACACAAGGGCAAAGUAGCUGUGUCUCCCACACUCACUCAGUGUAGCAUCUCCCAAAGGAUACUUGUCAUGAACACCCAGUGCCCCUGAUUCCCCUCAUACACACCUUCCAUGUUCUCUGUGCAUAUGUGUACGUGUGUGUGUGUACGUGUUGAGCAAGUCUAUAUUUCAGUGACUUCACAUUCAUUAAUAUCUUUGGCUUAAGAUCAUAAACGUGACUUAAGCUGUUCCCGGAGCAUGCAUCAGCCCAUCAUCCACAUCGCCAUUUGUUCAUAAAGAACAUCAAAUUUCACCGAAAAGCCAAGCCUUGUAUGAUCUGGGGUUUGUGCCUCUAAGAGGCUACAAAAUCUGCAAAUAUGCAAUUCUUAUUUAUUUUUUUAAACAAUUCUGAGAAAAAAAACCCACCUAUGGAAAGUGUUCUUAACCACUGAAAGAUGUAACAACAAACAAAUGACACAAAACUAGCAAAGUACGUCACACAAGCCUGCUGUUAGUUUUUAUUUCCUGCAUUAUUUGUAGUAUUAUUUGAACCUUUUCUGUUUUAACGAUGUGCCGUAGUACAAAGGUAAACUGUGAAAAAUGAAACCAUUAAAAAGCAUAUAUAUCACACGUGAACAGGUAUUUAAGAAAAGAUGAAAAAGACACAUACAUACAACAAAGAAAUGGCUGUUUAGUUGCUGUCUGUCUGCGGCAGAAUAUGACAAUCUUAUUAGUUUAUUUGGAUCUGACGUCCUUUUCUUAGCUGCCACUUGACUAACGCUCUCCCAACAUUGACCAGGUUCGGUUCAAACUGUUGUGAAACGUCGCAGCGAUGCUGUGAGAGUCUUAGCAUAGAGGCUAGGAGAAGCACCUCAGGCGACUGUAAAAUGCCUUGCUCGUAUGGUCAGCCCUUGGUCACUUGACUCAGUAAUUUUGCACCGUACUUCUGUAGGUAAGAAACUGUAAAUACAUUAAUGUUUGUAUUGUAUAUGGAUCCUGGGUUGUUACAAUAGCCUUAUUCACCUUUUUAGGAAAGUAAAUGGAAAAAAAAAGUACAGAGAAAAACACUUCAGUAAAACAGAGCAUACUACUUUUUUGGUAAAUAGCUUAUGUAAAUAUUGACCAGAACCCAAUAAAAAACAUUUUUUUAUAAACUCUUAAAGUAAGAUGUUUUGUAUAAAAUUUGAAUUUUUUGCUAUGUAUUUUAGCUAGCGCUCAAUGGAAAGCCCGUGUCCUCCCCACUCCCUCCCCUUUUGCACUGUUUCCAUGGUAAUUUGGUUUUAAAAAAUGAGAGAAAAGUUGCCAAACCGACUGCUGCAUAUUUGUGCCAUAAGUGUGUACCAUAAAUAUUUAUUGAAUUAGUUUCUUUUUUUUUCUUUUUUGUUGUGUUAACAAUUUAACUUCAGUCCAGUUUGUAAGUAACACAGUAUUAUAUUUGCAUUGUUUGUUCGUCUCCCCUGGUUUUCUUUAGUCAUGUCAUGGUUACCGGGUGGCUGUAGCCCUGUUUCCCCCUCCUUGCAGUAUGAGAUGGCCAGGCUGUGAAAAAUGGUUUUAACAUUCAAAAUUUAAAACAAGUUCAAAGUGAGGAUAAAUGACACACAUUCCACCAGUCUGUUACAAACUGAAAAUGUUUUUCAAUAAAAUGUUUUUCCUAUGGA